UUGAGUUGACAGAUCCAGAUGUUCAGUGACCAUUAUUCAUUCGUUCAUUUUUCAAAAUAAAUAAUGCGACAUUUUGGAUCACUAAUUUAUUGCUAACAGUGAUACAUUCAUUAAUAUUUAACCGCAAGUGUCAAUAGUAAUAUUGCAUUUUUAAUAAGAUUAAUUCUUUCGAAUGAAGUCAGCUGACGAAUAUAAACAAAGGGAAUGUCAAUAGUUAAGUGUUAAAAACUGCAAAAGUGCCUGUGAUUUAGUUUUAAGCAUAAUGGAUGUUGACGGUACAGCUGGUGAGAUUAGUCAGAAUCAUGGAGAGAUAGAUCAAAAUCUUCUAUUGCAGUUCAGUUGUAUGAAUACUACUGAUAGGGAAGAGCUCAUAGGUCAAAUGCAAAGACUAUUAGGUCCCACUUUGAAUUAUAAUACAGCUAGUUUUUUCUUGGAUAUGAGCAAUUGGAAUUUGCAAGCAGCAAUAUGUUGUUAUUUAGAUUAUAGUUUACCUGCAAAGCUUCCAUCCAUGUCUUUGAAGGCAGCUCAAAGUCAAGAAUCAGCCGUAGGACCAGCAACUUAUUUUGAACAAAAUUGGAGUAUUGCCAACACAGGAACUGAAGCAUGGCCGGGUAGCUGCAGGUUAAUACAAGCUGGUGGUGAACCCUUGGAGGCAGUACCAGUUUAUGUACCACCUUUGCCCCCUGGACAUACCACAAAUGUUAGCAUGAAACUUUUAGCUCCAAGUGUUGCGGGGGUACACAGAGGCUAUUUCCAUUUGGUUACAGAUAAAGGCGAACAAAUUGGAGACACUUUAUGGGUAGAAAUUACAGUUGAAUCAGAAGUGACAAUGGCACUGGCAGAACAACUAGCUGCCUUACCGGUACCAAGUAGUCGAUUGGAUGAUUCAGUAUCUCAGGUACCACCACAUGAUGACCAAAUGUGUUGAUAGUAGUCAUAAUCACUUCUCUAUUAUUGACCAAUCAGUUGUCAACUUACUUCCUCCAUAAAAAAGUUUGUCUUCAGCAUUAUUUACAAACUAUAUUGAACAUCUCACAAAGUUGUACAGAUAUGCAAAAAUAUAGUCAUCUCACAAUUUAAUAAGACUUAAGAACAAUGAAAUAAUGUACAAAUGCUAUAAUACUUAUAGAAUAACUAUAAGAUGAGAAAUAUGAAUUUGUUAUUGUUGAGAAGUUUACAAAUUGUAUAAGGAAAACAAGUUUAUUAGCAUCACUUAGUUUUAGGUAUGAAUUGCCAUUAUUUAAUAAUAAUUAUGGGGGUUUUAUUUUGUAGUACGAUUUUCCUUUAAUUUUAAAUAAAAUUAAUAUUUGA
Vanessa atalanta (red admiral) is the source of this 1311-nucleotide messenger RNA. RefSeq names its product protein ILRUN. The transcript has 5 exons. Lineage: Eukaryota; Metazoa; Arthropoda; Insecta; Lepidoptera; Nymphalidae. The record is from RefSeq and is a predicted model, not a curated record. Gene Ontology annotation, molecular function: protein binding. Bases 263 to 928 code for a protein of 221 amino acids.